AACCCAUUCACAUUACGAACUCCUCAUGGCUUUCAGGCGCCCAUUGACGCUGUCCUUGGGGUCAGCGUCGCAGCUGUCAUCUGCUGCUGCUAGUGCCCGGUCCCGCGCUGCUGCCCUUCCUCGAUUCACCACUAUUCGUGCAUCGUCGAGCUCAACUUCAGCUCUUGCCUACAAGGCAUUGCACCGUCGCUCUCCUCUGCCUUUGCCCGUCUCCGAUGCUUCCCCUCAAUGGGAUGCUCCCACCGCUGUCUCCUCCAUUCUCUAUGAGACUCCCGUGGCGCCUUCUAACCCACCCAAGCGGCACAUCCUGAACUGCCUCGUGCAGAACGAGCCCGGUGUGCUGUCCCGUGUGUCUGGUAUCUUGGCCGCCCGUGGCUUCAACAUCGACAGUCUGGUUGUUUGCAACACCGAAGUUGAGGAUCUCUCGCGCAUGACCAUCGUGCUGCAGGGCCAGGAUGGUGUCGUCGAGCAGGCUCGCCGCCAGCUGGAUGACCUCGUCCCUGUCUGGGCUGUGUUGGACUACACCGACUCCGCUCUUGUGCAGCGUGAGCUUCUCUUGGCUAAGGUCUCUAUCCUUGGUCCUGAGUUCUUCGAGGAGCUUCUCCAGCACCACCGCGAGAUCACCACCUCCCCAGACUCUAUGGACCACAAGCACACCAGCCUUGACCACACCGCCCAGCAAUACCACCCCCGCCACCUUCCCCAGAGUCAAGCUCUGCGUCACAAGCACGAGCACUUGGAUGCCAUUACCCGCCUGACUCACCAGUUCGGUGGUAAGAUCCUGGAUAUCAGCACUAACAACUGCAUUGUCGAGGUCUCUGCCAAGCCUAACCGUAUCGACUCUUUCCUCAAGCUGAUCGGUCCCUUCGGUAUUCUUGAGUCCACCCGGACCGGUCUGAUGGCCCUUCCCCGCUCUCCUCUGGGUGAGCCCAGCGAGGAGAUCGAGAAGGAUGCUGCCGACGUUGUCGAUGCCAGCACCCUGCCCCCUGGCUAAGCUAUAUAUCGAAUUCCGAACUCAAAAACUUACAUACCCGAAUAGGAUUCGUUUGGUCUCUUGGCUUUGUGUAUCUUAUGGCUUUCCCGUGGAGUUGACCUAAUUUUAAAAUUGAUGGCUUAGCCAUUGUAUGUAAAAUGACAACAGUUAUUGUUUCUC
Molecule: messenger RNA, 1153 nt
Organism: Penicillium crustosum
Lineage: Eukaryota; Fungi; Ascomycota; Eurotiomycetes; Eurotiales; Aspergillaceae
Product: acetolactate synthase regulatory subunit
Exons: 2
Coding region: 26-994 (322 amino acids)
Biological process (GO): branched-chain amino acid biosynthetic process
Cellular component (GO): mitochondrial nucleoid; acetolactate synthase complex
Molecular function (GO): acetolactate synthase regulator activity
Source: RefSeq, a predicted model, not a curated record